UUUUGCGACAGCAACUGAACGCAUCCUUCCUCUUCCUUGACUUAAUAGUGAGCGGAUAAGCGCGCGCACUAAGCUGCAAACCAUCACCUUCUCAUCUUUUUCUUUCCUUAUUUUUGUCUGAGACAUGGCGCAAAAAAACCCCAAAAGGAUUUUGAAAAGCGUCUUCAGCAAUCUUUCUAAGGAAGACUUCGAUGCGUUUCGCGACGCGCUCCUGGACCGCGGGGAGGUCCCUUGCGUAAAGGUGGAGGGGAAAAGCCGCCUGGAGGUCGGGAAUGUGAUGAUAAACACUUUCACGGAGCAGGGAGCUCUGAAGGUGGCAGAUGAAAUCCUCAGAGAGAUCGGCUGCUCCCAGGAUGCGGACAAACUCGCUAAAGAGGCAGGACCAGCGGGACCAGCAGGACCAGCAGGACCAGCAGGACCAGCGGGUGGAGCAGGACCAGCAGGACCAGCAGGCCCAGCAGGCCCAGCGGGACCAGCGGGUGCAGCCAUGGAGCACUUUGUGGACGUACACAUGGAGGAAUUGGUCCAGAGAGUGUCCUGUGUCGACCCCAUUUUGGAUGCGCUGUUGAAAAGAAAAGUCAUCCAACCCGAGGCUUAUGACACUAUAAUAGCUCUGCCAACCAAUCAAAAGAAGAUGAGGGAGCUCUACAAAGGUCCUUUCAGAAGCUCCGACACCUGCAAAGACAUCUUCCUCCAAAUCGUUGAGAAGCAGCAGCCGUUUCUCAUAGAUGACCUCAAAAGAAAGUAGUUUGUGAUGAAAUCAAAAAAUAGAAAAGAACCAAGAAAAUGUUUUCUCUGCAGAAGGAUAUAGGAAAGUCUUUUUGUAAUGUGUAAUAUUUUACACCUAUAUUUGCUGGAACUGUUAAGAUUUGAAAUCCCAGCCCUGAUCACUGAGCCUCAUAAACACCUCAUUUUAUAAAAGAAAAAAAAAGACAUUUGUGAUCUAGUUUUUUAAUUAAAAUAUGUAUUUUUUAUUAAUUACUGUUAUAAAUUGAUCAUGUAAUUUGACUCAAACUUCUAUGGGAAUGUUAUUGAUUUUCCUUAUUGAUUAAAUUAAGCCCAGAAUUGGAUAGAUUGAUAGAAAGUUUUUAACCAUCUACUAAGAAUUCACUAUUGGUUCUUCACUGAAAAUAAUCUGUGAUUUGAACAUGACUAUAAAAUCAUAAUUUUAAGUAA
Messenger RNA from Cololabis saira (Pacific saury), 1176 nucleotides. RefSeq names its product apoptosis-associated speck-like protein containing a CARD. The transcript is spliced from 3 exons. The record is from RefSeq and is a predicted model, not a curated record. Gene Ontology annotation, biological process: regulation of apoptotic process; innate immune response; inflammatory response. Bases 125 to 748 code for a protein of 207 amino acids. NCBI's taxonomy places the organism in Eukaryota, Metazoa, Chordata, Actinopteri, Beloniformes, Belonidae.